AUGAUGUUGAUUGCUUCUUGGACCACCAGCUCGGUCGCGGUGGCCGCACUGGCCUCGAGCUGGAUCCAGGGCACCGUGGGAGAGAACACGCCACCUAUUUGCCUGGCACGCGACUGGAGAGAGGCCGAGGCUGGUUUCAUUCAGUGGCCUGUUUGCGUUGAGACGCGGUGGCAACGGACGCCAGAACUAGACUCCCACACCGCUACUGAGGGGCCGACUAAGGGCGAAACCGAUGCAGUCAAAAUUUCGGAGACUCCGGCGUCUGCACCGACGGAACGGCAGGACCACGAGCUGGACACCGACUCGCUCCUGGACAACGCCAAUUUCUUGUCGUUCGAAGACUGGAAAAAGCAGAAUUUAGCCAAGGCCGGACAGUCGGCUGAUGUCGGAGGAAGCAGACAUGCAGGCGCGGCCGGUAAGGAAGACCGCCGACGGCCCACGGGGAUCAACAAUGCGUUGGACUCGCUCGGGGAUGAUGGCGAGAUCGAGCUCGAUUUCGGCGGGUUCGGUGCAGACACGGCCGAAACUGCGAGGCCGACGUCAUGGGCGCCUGAGGCGCGGAAGACAGACGGCGAUGACGACGCCCGCGAGAAGGCGGACCAGGAGCAAGCAGACUCCCUUGCGUAUGGCAUAUCGCGGGCGGGUAUAUCUCGUCGAAAGGACGCCGGGACCACGUGCAAGGAGCGGUUCAACUAUGCGUCGUUCGAUUGCGCGGCUACGGUGCUUAAGACCAACUCCGAGUGCAAAGGCUCGUCAUCGGUGUUGAUCGAGAACAAAGAUAGCUAUAUGCUGAAUGAGUGUCGCGCCAACAACAAGUUCUUGAUCCUGGAAUUGUGCGAUGACAUUCUGGUGGAUACGGUGGUCCUGGCCAACUACGAGUUUUUCAGUUCCAUCUUCCACACCUUCCGGGUCAGCGUCUCUGAUCGGUACCCGGCCAAGCUGGAUCAAUGGAGGGAGCUUGGAAUCUACGAGGCCAGGAAUACGCGUGAGGUGCAGGCAUUUGCAGUUGAAAACCCGCUCAUUUGGGCUCGGUAUCUGAAGAUCGAAUUCCUGACUCACUAUGGCCAUGAAUUCUACUGCCCGCUCAGUUUGAUCCGGGUGCACGGCACCACGAUGAUGGAGGAGUACAAGCAUGAUGGCGAGGGCGGCCGAGUGGACGACGAUGUCUCCGAGGAAUCGCUUGAACCGAGUCCCGUGGACCACGAUGUGAAGUCGGAGGAGAGCGCGGGCUCUUUCACGCAGGAAACCGAGACAGUCCCGGCAGAAGAACCAGACCCGAUAGUUUCGGAUGAAGUUGUUUGCUUCAAUCCGGCCGGAGAGAUCGAGGUCCAACUACUGCCAGCGCCCUGGAGCACCAUAGACACUUGCAGUGCGCAGGGCGCCUCAACCGACCCGGUUGAAUUAGUCGGAGAUGUGACCGCGACGCACCAGAACCCCCCGCGCACGAGCGAGGCACCAAUCACCCGCACAGAGGCACCUGCGCCCCCAGUAACGGCUUCAGAUGUCCCUACGGCGGAGGCCGUUGGAGAGGCGAAGUCUACCGCUUCUGCGGAAACGACCGUAGUGCCUUCCCCUGCUUCGUCUCCGCCACCGCCGUCCCCGGACCCUGCAGUGCAGAAUGCAACCGCCGAAUCUGUGCCGCGAGCUACCGGUACGAUGGCGAAGGAUGAGCCCAGUGGUGGAUCGGAGUCGGUGCGUCCGGCGGUGGUUCAGCCUCCGUCGCCAAAUCCAACGACGCAGGAGUCCUUUUUCAAAUCGGUCAACAAGCGGUUGCAGAUGCUGGAGUCUAAUUCCACGCUCUCGCUGCUGUACAUCGAAGAACAAUCCCGCAUUUUGCGCGAUGCUUUCAGCAAGGUCGAGAAGCGGCAAUUGGGGAAAACCUCGACGUUUCUGGAGAAUCUGAACGUGACGGUUCUGAACGAGUUGAAACAGUUUCGUGAGCAAUACGACCACGUCUGGAAGAGCGUUGCGCUGGAAUUCGAGCACCAGCGGAUUCAAUACCACCAAGAACUAUCUUCCAUCAGCACGCAACUCGGCGUGCUCGCCGACGAGCUUGUAUUCCAAAAGCGCGUUUCUGUCAUCCAGAGCAUCAUGGUCCUCUUUUGCUUCGCGCUGGUGCUCUUUUCGCGCAGCGCAGUUGGCAGCUACAUGGAAUUCCCCAGCGUACAGAACAUGGUGUCUCGGUCCUACAGUCUACGAUCUUCAUCACCCCUGUUUGGUUCCCCGUCGAUGAGUCCCAGCUCGACUCGACCGACCUCGUCCCAUCGGGGGCAGGGUCAUCGACGAAACCUGUCGGACGAUUCGCAGGACGGACCGCUCAGCCCGACUACCGCCUACGCACCGCCCACGCCCCCCUCGGAGCCUACCAGCCCGGAAGCGGAGGAGACAGAGGUGGGCAUUGCGACCGUGGACGACAUGGAUGCCGAAGUGGCACCGCCAUUCCGAUCGCACAGCAGUCCGCCGGUGUUGACGGCAGACGAGGAAUUGGCGGAUGACGCGAGCGUGGAAUCCGGGGAGUCGGUGGCGGCAGCAAUGACCCCAGCGACCAAGGUGCGAGACGGGUGA
Molecule: messenger RNA, 2565 nt
Organism: Aspergillus affinis
Lineage: Eukaryota; Fungi; Ascomycota; Eurotiomycetes; Eurotiales; Aspergillaceae
Product: Sad1/UNC domain protein
Exons: 1
Coding region: 1-2565 (854 amino acids)
Biological process (GO): protein folding in endoplasmic reticulum
Cellular component (GO): cytoplasm; membrane
Source: RefSeq, a predicted model, not a curated record